Molecule: messenger RNA, 1121 nt
Organism: Alnus glutinosa
Lineage: Eukaryota; Viridiplantae; Streptophyta; Magnoliopsida; Fagales; Betulaceae
Product: protein ORANGE-LIKE, chloroplastic
Exons: 8
Coding region: 91-1032 (313 amino acids)
Cellular component (GO): chloroplast membrane
Source: RefSeq, a predicted model, not a curated record
CCUAAACGCCUCACCUACUUCCUAACAUUAUCUCUCUCUCUCUCUCUCUCUCUCUGUCUGCAAUUUUGGGAUGACCAAAGGAUAGAGACAAUGUCUACUCUCUCUCUCCGCUCUCAUUUCCUCUCGCCAACCUCUCCUCCAAAGCUCGAUUCCUCCAAAACCCUAAUUUUUUUUACCUCUUUCAAUGAAAACGCGAACCGUUUCGCUUUCUUCAAAGGCACCUCCACACGCCCUCGAAUCGUCUGUUCUUCUUCUUCGAAGGACGCCUCUAGCGAUAACAACCCGAGCAACUUUUGCAUCAUAGAAGGACCGGAAACCGUCCAGGAUUUUGUUCAGAUGCAGCUGCGGGAAAUCCAAAAUAACAUAAGGAGUAGACGCAAUAAGAUCUUUCUCCUCAUGGAAGAGGUAAGGAGAUUACGGGUGCAAGAGCGCAUCAAGGGUGUGAAAGGUAUUGAAGAGAGUGGUGAGGAAGAAGCUGAUGAGAUGCCCGAAAUGCCGUCGACUAUUCCUUUCCUCCCUCAUUUGACACCAAAGACGAUGAAGCAGCUGUACUUGACUAGCUUGUCAUUUAUAGCUGGGAUAAUUGCAUUCGGGGGCCUUAUUGCUCCAACACUGGAGUUAAAAUUAGGUUUAGGUGGCACCUCAUAUGAAGAUUUCAUACGCAGCAUGCAUUUGCCUUUGCAGCUAAGCCAGGUUGAUCCCAUUGUGGCAUCUUUUUCGGGUGGGGCUGUGGGUGUCAUUUCAGCUCUGAUGUUAAUUGAAGCUAACAAUGUGGAGCAACAAGAGAAGAAAAGAUGCAAAUAUUGCCAUGGAACUGGUUAUUUGGCCUGUGCUCGAUGUUCUACAAGCGGUGUAUGCCUGAGCAUUGAUCCUCUUUCAGUAUCCACCGCUUCUGAUCGCCCUCUGCGAGUGCCGACAACGAAGAGGUGUCCAAACUGCUCCGGUGCAGGAAAGGUGAUGUGCCCGACAUGCCUGUGCACUGGGAUGUUGAUGGCUAGCGAACAUGACCCACGAAUAGAUCCGUUUGACUGACAAGGAUUGGAGGCCUUCUCUGUAAUUUUCUUCUAAUGUAACUCAGGAAAAAAAUAAAUAAAAAGGUAAACAUUUUGUUGAAAGACAAA